AAGAAACUGUGCAGCAGCAAAAACAACACCGAUGGCGAGUCAGGUUCCUUAUCCCGGCGCCCAUCCACCAAUACAUAAUGCUUAUCAACCCCUGUCUGAAUCAGAAAUCUAUGCCAUCAAGCGCACGUACUUGGGACUUCUCCCUGCCUCACAGAUAAUAGACAUGUGCCUCACCUUUGAGGCCCAUGCCCCAUUGCAUGUCAAAAGUACUGUAUGGCCGUAUGAUAUUCGAGCUGCCAUUGCUGCCAUUCAAGCGCAGAACGCACAGAAUGUGCAGAGUGCACAGAGUACGCAGAACGCCAGAGCAUCCGCAUCCCCCGAAGGCGCUGGACCUGCGCAGGCUGCUGCCUCAACAUCGGAAGUAUCCCCUGCGGUCACUGGCAAUGGUAAUGCCUCGCACGAGAACGAUGCUUCGCCUUCAGCACCGGCGUCUGAUUCACCCAAUACCCCCGCAGAAGUUGGGUCAAGCAAUCCGCCGCCACCGACUGCUGCAGACAAUGCUCAACCGCAGCCACCAUCGCAAACGCAGACACCGACUCAACCGCCAAUACACCCACCAGGUCAACCUCCGCCGUACCCUCAUCAACCUUACUACAGUCCAGCUUAUCCUCAUGCACCCUACUAUCCUCCGCACCCCCCUCAUCAUCCGCCAUACAACUAUCCUCAUGGUUAUCUUCCUUCCUUCCCUCCUCCUCCUCCUCCUCCUCCCGGACCAUAUUCUCCUGGUCAAUCAUCCCAUCCACCGCCCUUAUUCUCCACUGCACCUCUCUCACACCCUCCCCACCCUCCCCAUCCUCACCAGCACGAUGCCUCAGUCCAACCCCCAAAUGCUGUGGAUGACCUACCCAGCUAUGAAGAGAUGAUAGUGGAGGCUCUCAACGAUUGCGGCGACCCCGAGGGGUGCGCACCAAAAGCCUUGUUCAGCUGGAUGGCAAUGCACUACCCAUUGCAAACAAAUUUCAGGCCAUCGGCUAGCCAAGCCCUACAGAAGGCAUUCAAGAGAGGUCGCUUGGAAAAAGGAAGCAACGGGAAAUACCGUCUGAACGUAGCUUGGGAGGGUGGUAAUACAUCGCGUCGAACGACCCGAAGGCCACAAACUCAAGCACAGACCAUUCACAACCCAACAAAUAAUCCAUACGCUAGUUCUGCCAUGCAGUCACGCCCACCAGGAUAUCCAGGCUACUCUUCUUAUGGCGGAUAUGGCUAUCCUGGUCAUACACCUCAGCCUCUCUCUCAAGCCGAAAAUACCAAUCAGACCGUAUCUGCCGCUCCCUUCAAAGCAUUUACGGAAACGUCAGACGACAUGGCUGGCAAUGAUGCUU
Messenger RNA from Coniophora puteana RWD-64-598 SS2, 1322 nucleotides. RefSeq lists its product as uncharacterized. Gene Ontology annotation, molecular function: DNA binding. The annotation marks the transcript as partial. The transcript is spliced from 4 exons. Gene Ontology annotation, cellular component: nucleosome. The record is from RefSeq and is a predicted model, not a curated record. Gene Ontology annotation, biological process: nucleosome assembly. Lineage: Eukaryota; Fungi; Basidiomycota; Agaricomycetes; Boletales; Coniophoraceae.